Danio aesculapii is the source of this 5499-nucleotide messenger RNA. RefSeq names its product Tnf receptor-associated factor 2b (gene traf2b). The coding region runs from base 126 to 1724 and encodes 532 amino acids. The transcript is spliced from 11 exons. Gene Ontology annotation, biological process: protein autoubiquitination; activation of NF-kappaB-inducing kinase activity; positive regulation of JNK cascade. Gene Ontology annotation, cellular component: plasma membrane signaling receptor complex; cytoplasmic side of plasma membrane. Gene Ontology annotation, molecular function: ubiquitin-protein transferase activity; tumor necrosis factor receptor binding; zinc ion binding. The record is from RefSeq and is a predicted model, not a curated record. Lineage: Eukaryota; Metazoa; Chordata; Actinopteri; Cypriniformes; Danionidae.
AGUUCGGGACAAUUUACUUGUAUUUGGGCAGUCUGCGUAGUUAGCUGGUGCUCCAGCGAGUUGCCAUUUUUACACACUCUCGGAGAACCAGGAAACAACCCAUAUAAGCUACGCGUCUUUCAACUAUGAUCAGCACUGCUGGCUCUCUGUGUAAAUGGAAGGAUAUGGAACGUCCAUCUUUACCAUCUUCUCUGGACUCAACAUUGCCUGGGAUAUCUAGAGAAGUGCUGUCGGUGUCCAUGGAACCGAAAUAUCAAUGCCUGCAGUGCAAAGAUAUUCUUAGGAAACCUUUCCAAGCACAAUGUGGACAUCGCUUCUGUGUGUUCUGUUUCAAACAACUGACCAGCUCAGGGCCCAUACCCUGCGAAGCCUGUCGUGCUGAGGGUAUAUUUGAAGAGGAAACGUCUGUGCUUAAUAUUGCAGUGGCAUUUCCUGAUAAUGCAGCACGAAGAGAAAUUGAUAGCUUGCCUGCUAAAUGCCCAAAUGAAGGUUGUAGUUGGUCUGGAACACUGAAGGACUUUGAGAAUCAACAUGAAGGUCGCUGUGUCUUUGAACGUGUGAAAUGUGAAGCAUGUCAAGCGCUUAUAUUGCUCACUGAGAAGGACCGUCACAAUGAGCGGGAAUGUGAAGCCAGAACCCUCAACUGUAAAUACUGCAAAGUCACAUUCAACUUUAAGGAAAUUAAGGCCCAUGAUGAAAUUUGUCAGAAAUUUCCCAUGCAAUGCAAAGACUGUGGUAAAAAGAAAAUACCUAGAGAGAAGUUUCAAGAGCACACCAAGUCUUGUGCAAAAUCUAAGUCAGCAUGCCAGUUCAGGGAUAUUGGUUGCAGGACAGUGGUUGACAAUGGCAAGCAACAGGAGCAUGAGCAAACCAGCAUAAUGGAGCAUUUGCGUCUGAUGUUAGCUGUGCUAUCCUCCAUGCGCCUGCGAGCAGAAGGGGCUGGAGAGUGGCAGGAAGACGCUGGGCUGGGAUUGUAUCGUGGACCUGAAGAUGCACCACCCGCAGGAGCUCAUAAUGCAGGAAGAGGAGGCGGUCCUGGUGUGCAGAAAAAAGUCACAACUUUGGAGAACAUAGUGUGUGUCUUGAAUAAAGAGGUGGAACGCUCAGCCCUCAACAUGGAGGCGCUAUCCCGGCAACAUCGGCUAGACCAGGAAAAGAUUGAGAACUUGUCAAACAAGGUGCGACAGUUGGAACGGACGUUAACCAUGCGAGACCUGCAGUUAGCAGAAUCUGAGCAGUCUUUGCGGGAGCUGCAGUUUUGUACAUAUGAUGGGGUUUUCAUUUGGAAAAUAGCGGAAUUCUCUCGCCGCAGGCAAGAUGCAGUGGCAGGCCGAGCACCUGCCAUGUUCUCACCUGCAUUUUACUCCAGUAAAUAUGGGUAUAAGAUGUGUCUGAGACUCUACCUGAAUGGUGAUGGCACAGGUCGAGGCUCUCAUCUCUCUCUGUUCUUUGUGGUCAUGAAAGGCAAAUAUGAUGCACUGCUGAAGUGGCCCUUCAGCCAGAAGGUGACAUUGAUGCUGUUAGACCAAAACAACAGAGAGCACAUCAUUGAUGCCUUCAGGCCUGACGUGAGCUCCACAUCCUUCCAGAGACCCAUCAGUGAGAUGAAUAUAGCCAGUGGCUGUCCUCUCUUCUGCCCCCUCGCCAAGCUGGCAGGCAAAAGCUCAUAUUUGAGAGAUGACACCAUAUUUAUUAAAGCCAUAGUCGACCUCACCGGCUUAUAAGACCAAAUAGAUCACUCAUAAUAACAAUUGAUGAUAUUAUUGUAUCAUAGAUGUGCUGCGGAAGACACAUUAUUAAAAUAUUACAUAAUAAAAAUAAUAAUAUAAAGGAUAAUAACAUGAUUAUUAGGAUUUUUAUAAAUAUUAUUAUUAUUAUUAUUAGAAUAUUGGUCACAUUUAAGGUUCUGUUCCUUAAUGUGUGGAGAUUACUAAUAGAUUACUUGCAUUAUUAUAAUCCAAAGUUUCGCUUAUUAACAUUAAGACCGGUGAAUAAAUACAGUAAUUUGUUGUUCAUUGUUGGUUGAUGUUAGGUAAUAUAUUACAAUAAGGCUCCAUUAGUUCAUGUUAAAGUGUUACCUUAAGUGUUAUUAUUUUAUUAUAUGCAAAAUGAUGUCGCAAAGAGACUUCCACAUCAAUAAUUGUGAUAUAAUUGAAUAUUUAAUACACAAUAUAUAUAUUUAUAUACAGUAUUUAUACAAUAUAUUUUUACUAGACCUAUAUAACUACUUUUAGUAGUUGAAUGCAAUAUUAAAUUAUUAUACUGGGAUGCAGUUCAGAUUCUAACUGCAUUGCUUAAAGUUAUGAUCUUUUGCUGAAAGAACAGAGUAUAAAUAGUCUGCUAUAAUAAUGACCACUCUGCAUUUACUAACUAGACUGGUUUAAUAAUAGAGGAAAUUAUUUUACAUGAAUACACUUAUUAAUAAGUGCUGCGAGAAUCAUUUAGCUCCUGGAAAUGGAUUGUUGGGAUGGUUUGUAAGCUGCAUAAAGCUACAAUACUAGUAGCUAAAAUAAAAUGCUGGUCUAAAAGAUGAAUUUGAUUGCUCUGACAUGUUAAAUGGCUUCACAGAAUAUAUUGCUGCAGAUGUUUAAUCGACACCCAACCCUAAUAAAAGAGAGCUAAUUAUUACUAGCAUUGAUCUUUGUAAAGCUGUUUAUUAGCAGGUGAAUUGGUUGUAUUAUAAAUGCUGCUCAGCUUUAAUCGUUAAAGGAACUGUUGCUUGGAUAUUAGUUUGCUUUUGCUCUUAGGUAAAAAACAAAACAAAACAAAAAAAACAGCAUUAUCUUUUUCGUUUGUAUUUCUCUUAUACAUAUUAUGUUUUACUUUACUCUUUAUACAGGUAUGUGCCAUUUAUUUCCAAAUUAGUUCAGUACACACAAAGUGAAAUAUUUCAAGCCUUCAUUUGAUUUAAUUUGAAUGAUUAUGGAUUAAAGAUAAAAAAAAACAAAUCCAAUAUUUCACAAAAUUAGAAUAUUUCACAUGACCAAUAAACAAAGGAUCUUAAACACAUGCUGGCCUUCUGAAAAGUGUGUUAAUGUUGUGUAUUAUGUCCUUAGUACUUUGUUAGACCUUGUUUAGGACUAAUUACAGCAUCAAGGUGAUGUGGCAUGGAAGUGAUCAGCCUUUGACACAAUUGAAGUGUUAUGGUAGUCCAAGUUGCUUUGAUAUCAGCCUAUCUGCAUUUCGGGUUCCCUCAUCUUCCUCUUGACAAUAGCCCAUAGAUUUUCUAUAGACCCUUUUCACAUUUCCGGGUUUCUAAGUAGCAGAAGUUGUCAUAGCUGGGAAAACAUAGAGCGCAGUGAAUGGAAAUACAACUAAUUAUUUUUUAACUAUCUUAUUUGCUCAAAUCGUGAGAGAAAAAAACUCCACGAUGAUGUUAUAAAGUAAAAGAAAAAAAGAAAAAGGAAAAAUAAUUGUGGGAGACUGAUGACGGCAGCCAGAGGAGAGAAUAACGUCAAAUUUACUGUCCUGUCCCAUAGAUGCUGCAUUAGAAACACCUCGCACAAGUGGUAAUCAGUUUUUUUUUUUCCAUUUAAAGCAAAGAUGAUAUAAUACACACAUAAAUGCAUAUAAAUGUUCAUACGUAAAAAAAAAAUCUAAAUAUUAAAAACCUUUAAGGAUUUAAGAUGCUGAUGACCGUUAAAUGAGUUAUAACAGGCUUGUGAAAAGGGUCUAUGGGGUUUAAGUCAGGUGUGUUUCCUGGCAAAUUAAAAACAGGGAUGGCAUAGACCUUAAACCAGGUACUGGUAGCUUUGGCACUGUGUGCAGGUCCAAAGUCCUGCUGGAAAAUAAAGUCAUCAUCUCCAAAAAGCUUGUCUGCAGCAGGAAACAUGAAGUGCUCUAAAACGUCCUGGUAUAGAGCUGCGUUGAAUGUGGACUUGAUAUGUGGUGGUUCUUGAUGCUCUGACACCAGCCUCAGUCGCCCUUGCUUGACAAUCCUCUCAAGGCUGCGGUCAUAUUUGUGCACCUUUUCUAGCCACAUUUUCCGCUUCCUCUUAACACUCAAUUAAUAUACUUAGAUACUGCCCUCUGUGAGCAUCCAGCUUCUUUUGUACUUGCCUUUUUAGACUUUUCCUUCUUAUGGAGGCUUCCAUCGAUGGUUUUCUGCACAACCGUCAAGUCAGCAGUCUUCCCCGUGAUUCUGAAGCCUACUAAGCCAGACUGAGACAAUUUCAAGGCUUUGCAUUAAUUAGCGGACUAGAUUGAGACACUGGGAGCCUACAAUGUUGAACAUUGUCAUGGUAUUCAACAUUUUUUUGAAAACUAGAUUUGAGUUUUGCUCAUCUUUAAUCCAUAAUCAGUUCAAUUAAAACAAAUGAAUGCUUGAAAUAUUUCACUUUGUGUGUGGUGAACUAAUAUAACACACAAUUUUCUAAUUUCAUUUUCUAAUAUUCACAUUUUUUGGCGCAUACCUGUACUAUACUCAUAUAUUCAAUCAUUUUAGAUAUUAACAUACUUUCUAUUUUAUGAUUUAACAAUACUUGAUUACUGUAAAAAUAUAUACAUAGUUUUUCUUUUUUGAUUAAGCAGUUCUUUAACAAUCUUAUUAUAAAAGACUAAAUAAAAUAUCAACUUCCACAUUUGUUUUUUUGGACAUUCUUACAUUGAUCACUAAAAGGACAAAAUAUAAACUAAUACAAUGAGGUCAAAUAAAGGUUCAAAUGGAAUCUAAUAAUUAUAAAACACAAACAAACAAUAAAAUGAAGACUUUUAUUAUGCAUCUUUUUAAAUUAAAAUGAAUUGUUAAGGUGACACGGUGGCUCAGUGGUUAGCACUGUCGCGAGCUGGGCAAGAUGGCAUUUCUGUUUGGAGUUUGCAUGUUCUCCUUGUGUUGCCGUGGGUUUCUCCACAGUGGGGUACUCCGUAGUGUACUUUUAAUUGAUAUCAUUCUUCUUCAUUAAAUGUUACAAAUUGACAGCAGCCCGGGCAGCAUAGUGGCUAAGUGGUUAGCACUAUUGCUUCACAGCUGGACCACAAGACCUUUCUCUGUAGAGUUUGCAUGUUCUCCCUGUGUAUGUGUGGGUUUCCUCCGGGUGCUCCGGUUCCCCCCACAGUCCAAAGACAUGCGAUACAGGUGAAUUGAUUAAACUAAAUUGGCCGUAGUGUAUGUGUGCGAAUGAGUGUUUUCCAGUACUUAAUUGCCGCUGAAAGGGCAUCCGCUGUGUAAAACAUGCUGGAUAAGUUGGCGGUUCAUUCCGCUGUGGCUACUCCAGAUGAAUAAAGGGACUAAGCCGAAGGAAAAUGAAUGAAUUUGUUAAACCAUGUAUAUUAUUUAACAUUUUUACAGGGAACAAAUAAAAUAAAAUAAAAAAUCACAUGAAAUACGUUACUGUAAUGAUAAUUGGAGUUUAAUAGAUAUAAAAUACAAACAUUAUGAAGAAGAGUAUUUCUGUGAAUGUGGAUUAUGGAUCAUUGUAAUGUGUGUGUUUUUUUGGGGUGGGGAAGAUUUGUUAAACCAUUUGUUUCAGCAAUAAACAUAAUAAAACGAGCAUGCUCUUA